ACAUCAUCAUGCAUCCCCGACAAAUAAAUUGUCAUCCAUGGCUUGAGCCUCCAGGUAAUCAGGUACUGUCUGUAUACGUUGUUAGCUUUUCAUCCUGAAGCCCAUUACUUGAAUGAACCGAGAGUUUGUGUUUGUCCAAGUGAGAAUGGAGACAAUUAAUCAACCCAUUAUCUUUCAAUCUCCACCUAUGUCUCGAUUCAACCUCGACGACUCGGUCACUUUGGUCAUCUCUCUCAGUUGUUCAGUGUCUCCGGCAAGCCUUUCACUGGCUCUCUCUGCUUCAACCACUGGAUCACUUCUGCCGAAUUAUCCUCCAAUUUCGACGGCCAACGUGACACACCGUUGUCACAAAUCAUAGCUUGAAAUGAGCCGACGAGUCUCACCGACUCUGCUAGUGUACACCGCAACCUCCUCCGACUUCACCGCCGUUUGGGUCGCUGCUACGGGCAUUCAUCUCUACCGCCGUUUAAGCCAAAAAUCUUCACCAACGAUUGAUUUCGGUUAGAUGCGAGAAUCGUCGACUUUCUCGAUCCUUCCGCCUCUCCGAUAGUGAACCACCGUGACUUUCUCUGACUUCACCGCAAGUCAAUUCCGCCGCCGCCAAAUUCAGUAGUUGAUUCCAAAUCAUAUAUAAAAUGAUUGGUCUAUUUCCCUUAAUGUUUGAUAAACAGAAUCGAAUAGAUUACCUCCGAUUGUCAGGUAAAACCAUAAAACUUUUUUUUAUACUUGAAGAUUUCAAAUUUGACCAUCUGAAGUUUCCCUUGAGAUGACAAACUGUUAUUAAACGCAUGUCUUCUCUUUUCCUCUUGUGAUGAUGAAUCGACUAAACCCAGCUCAACACUUACUGCUUAAUAGCCUUCCACUUUUGUCUGCUACUGACUCCUUUCAAUAUCUUGUCUUUGCGAGAUCAAUCGACCAAGAGCAAUCUCGACACCCCCUGGAAACAAUUAUGGCGUAACAUUGAGAAGCACAAAACACUUCUCAAAACUUGUUCCAGUUACUGAGGGUUCCUCUGUUGUAUUCUACACUGGACCUGGUGGCAAGGAGUUUGUGCCUUUAGCAUUGCGUUUGGACCUCUAGCAUUGCGUUUGGACCUGGUGACAAGGAGUUUGUGCCUUUCCAACUAGCCAAAUCCUGAUUUGCAAAGUUGGUCAAAAGGUCUGACAUAACAGACACUUCGUCAGCUAGAUACAUUACCAUGUUUAUCAUCUUAUGAUGCCUGUUUCAAUAUUUCAGUUUAUGAUCGGGAGCGGUGUAAAUGUGUCUGAUUUCACUUACUCUGACAACGUUGCUCAUGCACAUAUUUGUGCCGCAGAAGCAUUAGAUUCACGCCAUCGACUAAGCUUCCUGUUGUUUCGGCUGGUUUGGUUUGUUUCGUCACUUCUUAAAUGGACACAAGAAAAGGAUAGCAUUGGAAGUUAUUAUGACACAGCUCAUCAGUUUACUCUGUUAGCUUCCUCAACGAGAACUUUUAACUGCGAUGCAGCUAAGAAGUAUCUUGGUUACACACCUGUACUUGAAGAAUGUAUUGCAUCAACGUUUCAGUGGUUCUCUCGCGAUCUUGAGAAAUCUGAUGAUACAACCACUCAAUCUAAAGCAGAUCAGCUUCUUGGUUGUGGAAAAGACUCUGCAGUGAGAGAUCUUAGCAAAGAUAUUGUAUUGGCAUGGAACCACGGAGUUGGCAGAUUUAAAUCCUUAAGCAGAGGAAGAGACUGGAUCAAGUUCUUCAAGCGAUGUCAUUCUCGUUACGAGGUUGAGCUCUAUCACCUAGCUUGGAUCUUCAUCGAAUACUCGAAAGUUCUUACAGGGAUGGUGCUGAAGAAUCUGCUUUUUUCCUGAUGCUUCAUCUAAACCAAUGUUUAUGUGAAGCUUCCAAGUCCUGAAAACGAACUCAGCGAUCUCUAUGUAGUUAUUAGAUGUCUGUGUACUGACAAAAAGAUCCUUGUUAGACUGAAUUCUUUUGGUGGUGAUGAACAGUUGUUGCAUAGAGCCUGUGACUGUGAGAGUCACAGACUCGCAGAUAAAAUACGCGCGAUAUUUACAGAUUUGCCCAUAAGUACUGUAAAACGCACCGUGUCGGUCUUACUUACAGUACGAAAACAAUAUUUUAAAAAAUUACAAAG
This is a messenger RNA of Thlaspi arvense, 2123 nucleotides long. NCBI's taxonomy places the organism in Eukaryota, Viridiplantae, Streptophyta, Magnoliopsida, Brassicales, Brassicaceae. The record is from the annotation of a GenBank genome assembly.